GCUUUGGAGUCCUGGUGUUUCUGAGGGGCCACCGGGGCACAGGAGAGGGCCGCUGGAGGUGGACCGGCCGCUCUUGGGUGUCAGGGUUGCGGAUCUGAGGGAUGUGGAGCGGCCAUGGCCAGCGACGGGGCCAGGAAGCAGUUCUGGAAGCGCAGCAACAGCAAGGUCCCGGGCAGCAUCCAGCAUGUGUAUGGAGCCCAGCACCCGCCUUUUGAUCCGCUGUUACACGGCACCUUGCUCAAGUCUACGCCCAAGGUGCCCACCACCCCAGUGAAGGCAAAGCGGGUCAGCACCUUCCAGGAGUUUGAGAGCAAUACCAGUGAUGCUUGGGACGCCGGUGAGGAUGAUGAUGAGCUUCUGGCAAUGGCGACAGAGAGCCUGAACUCCGAGGUGGUCAUGGAGACAGCACAUCGUGUCCUGCGCAAUCACAGCCAGAGGCAGAGCCAGCCCUCACAGAAGAAGCCAGAGCCACAGCCAGAGCCUCAGCCCAUAGCAGAGCCUCCUGUAGUUCCCAGUGGUGACCUUCGCCUGGUGAAGUCUGUCAGUGAGAGCCACACUCCUUGUCCUUCAGAGAGCACCGGUGAUACAGUUCCCCUGCAGCGGUCCCAGUCUCUUCCCCACUCGGCCACUGUGACACUGAGUGGGGCAUCUGACCCACAUGCCCUUGGUGGCUCAGCCCUGAGCAAGAGAGAGACCUCUCGGCUGGACAAGUUCAAACAGCUGCUUGCUGGCCCCAACACAGACCUUGAGGAAUUACGGAAGCUGAGCUGGUCUGGAAUCCCAAAGCCAGUUCGUCCAAUGACAUGGAAACUUCUCUCAGGUUACCUUCCUGCCAAUGUUGACCGAAGACCAGCCACGCUGCAGAGGAAACAGAAGGAAUACUUUGCUUUCAUUGAGCAUUAUUACAACUCUAGGAAUGACGAAGUUCACCAGGACACGUAUCGCCAGAUCCAUAUCGACAUCCCACGGAUGAGCCCGGAAGCACUGAUUCUUCAGCCCAAGGUGACAGAGAUUUUCGAAAGGAUCUUGUUUAUAUGGGCUAUCCGACACCCUGCCAGUGGAUACGUCCAGGGAAUAAAUGACCUGGUCACUCCGUUCUUCGUGGUCUUCAUUUGUGAGUACACAGACCAGGAGGACGUGGACAAGGUCGAUGUCUCCAGUGUGCCUGCAGAGGUGCUUCGAAACAUUGAGGCUGACACAUACUGGUGCAUGAGCAAGCUACUGGAUGGCAUUCAGGACAACUACACCUUUGCCCAACCUGGGAUUCAGAUGAAGGUAAAGAUGCUGGAAGAGCUUGUGAGCCGGAUUGAUGAGCGGGUCCACCGGCAUCUGGACGGGCAUGAGGUGCGGUACCUGCAGUUUGCCUUCCGCUGGAUGAACAACCUGCUGAUGAGGGAGUUGCCCCUGCGCUGCACCAUCCGUCUGUGGGACACCUACCAGUCUGAACCCGAGGGCUUUUCUCAUUUCCACUUAUAUGUUUGUGCUGCUUUCCUCGUGAGAUGGAGGAGAGAAAUUCUAGAAGAAAGAGAUUUUCAAGAGUUGCUGCUCUUCCUCCAGAACCUGCCUACUGCCCGCUGGGAUGACCAGGAUGUCAGCCUGCUGCUGGCCGAGGCCUAUCGCCUCAAGUUUGCCUUCGCAGAUGCACCCAAUCACUACAAGAAGUGAGCCAGGGGCCCAUGGCAGUGGCCUCACCCUGGGGAUAGCAUCCCCUCCCUGCCUGGGCAGUUGCUGGCCUCUGGACUAGUCCAUUCCUGGUGUGACCUAGCAGAAUAGGCCCCAGCAUGGUCCAGGGCUUGGCGGGAUAGGCAGCCUAGAUUGAUGAGAUACCAAAGAGAGCCCAAAAGAGAAUCCUGGCUUCAGAAGUUCAGUGUGGCCAGGAGUGUCCCUCACCCUGGUCCUACCUUGCCAAAUGCCCUCCCUACAGCCCCCAUUUCAGAAGCCAAGAGGAAGGUUCCCUCAGAGAGCCCUGUUAGAUGGGUGCCAGGCAGAGGGGGGCCGCCAUCUCAAGCCUGCUCUCGGUUGCACAAAUCUAUUCUGUUAAGUGAAAGAAUAAAGUCCAGAAAAAAUAAAGUCCGAACAUGACUUAGGCUGAGCUAGGAUUUCCGAACACACAGCCUUUAAUGGCCACUAUGUUUAGGCUUGGCUUGGUUUAGAUCAGGAGUUGGAUCCUGGGAGGCUGUGGAACAAGAAGAGGCCAGGGCAGGCUGAAGCUUCUCAUGGUCACCUUACUUUAUGUCUUUAAUUACCGCACUCCCUGUCCUUGUGGGGAGAAGGGUCAAAGAACCCCUAGGUAGCAGGGGUUAUUGUCAGUCAGGGUCCCAGAGAUUGUCUCAUGGGCCCAAACUUAGCCACAACAGGGCAGGGAUUAGUGGUUCUACAAUCCCAGCCUUGUGUUGGGAGAUCCUUACCACUACCACCUGGAUGGUGAUAGCCAGGAGCUGCUGGGCUGUCGUCCCUUCAUGCCCUACUGCCCCUUUCCAAAUCCACUGGGUUGGAGCCUUUGCCCUCUGUUGCUAGGCUUCUACAGGGCCCUCAGACUGACUUCCCUCAUAUAUGUCCCACAUAUGCCCCCAGGCUGCCUGGCCUCUGUGAUGUGGGGUCCCCGAGGACCACUGGGCCACCUAUAGGGCAAGAGCCUCAGACUCCUAGAGCAGACCCCUGUCCUCAGUUAUCCACUGCAGCCCACUCUCUGACCUGUCCCUUCUUCAGGAGCAGCGCACCACUGCCCAGGCACUAGGGCUCCGCCCAGAGGCUAUGGGGAAGACAUAGGGAAGGUGUGUGCCUGCUUCUGUUCAGGUCAUCCUGGGUCAGAGGGGCCGCAACAUCAACAGAGUGCUGUGCAGGCAAUUCAAUGUCCUGGAUCAGCAGAGUGACAUGCUCCCUCAGACCAGUGCCUGUCCUGGGUGAGAGGCGCCCAGUUAUAAGAAAAGCUGCCUCUGUGGCUCUGUGGAGAAGCGCCAUCCUUCUUGAUCCUUCCAUGGUGCAGAUCAUCCCUUAGCCAGAAGGGUAGGCCCAUAAAGAUCUGCCCUGUGGUGUUUUUUUAUGAGAUGACAAGGACCCAUGAGGUUAACUUAAGCCCUGAAUGUAUUUCUAUGUGUGCAAAUGCUUGACUGGGUGUACGAGACACUGGUGAUAGUCCUGUGUCUGAGCCCAUGAGCUGAGCCGGGCAGGAUGUGUGCUUUGAAUGUGAUGUGUUGGAAACAUGAAAUAAAGAUGCUUCAUACGGCC
This is a messenger RNA of Grammomys surdaster, 3228 nucleotides long. It is a transcript of the gene Tbc1d22a, whose product is annotated as TBC1 domain family member 22A. The transcript has 13 exons. NCBI's taxonomy places the organism in Eukaryota, Metazoa, Chordata, Mammalia, Rodentia, Muridae. Gene Ontology annotation, biological process: activation of GTPase activity. Bases 115 to 1665 code for a protein of 516 amino acids. Gene Ontology annotation, molecular function: GTPase activator activity. The record is from RefSeq and is a predicted model, not a curated record.